GCUCAGUCUGUGUGUGCGCAAAGUUUCCUGCGCCUCGACCAUCAACUUCUUCUAUUGACAUGAACGCGCUUCGGCGGCUACUAACGCAGCUUAUGCGGGGAUAGGAAGCCGUGAUCGCGGGUGCGGGAAGACCCGGUCCGGCCCGCAUCUGGAGCUGGAUAAUAUGGGUCAGACAGCUGUGUCUGCCGUGUCUCAGUCAGCCAGUGUUGAUGGCCUAGAGAAAUCAUCUGUGGCCAGCUGUGAUGUAGUGGUGGACAACCCUUCCAAUACCCAGAAUGCCCAUGGGUCACGGCAGCAACGAGGCAAGCUGUCGACGCUGGGUAGGCUGUUCAAACCCUGGAAGUGGAGGAAGAAGAAAACCAGUGACAAGUUCCAGGAUCUCUCCAAAGUUCUAGAGAGGAAAAUCUCCACCAGACAAACUAGAGAAGAGCUCAUCAAGAAAGGGGUCCUCAUCCCUGAGCAAGACGAACCAAUCAGUAGCGAAAAUCUGAACGGCCAUGCAUCAUCCAGUUUGACUCCAGAGGAAGUCAAAGUGGACAUCGAGUCUCCUGAGGGUCGUGUUGAGGAACAAGCUGUUGGACCAGUCAGCACAGAGGAAAAACCAUCAGCUAAAUCAUCCGCUCCAAAGAAGACAGGAGCUGCAAGUAAAACCACCUCCACUACCACCUCAACUCCUCGUUCUCGGGCAUCCAAGGAUGCAGCGGCCCGUUCUGAAGGGACGGCUCCAAAGACCAACAGGAAAUCAGACACUCCAGCUUCUUCAUCUGAACCUCAGAAAACCUCCACAGAGACUCCUAGUCAGCCUGAGGAGUUAAAAUCAUCUCCAGCCUCCUCAGACAAAAAGCAUCCUUCAUCCAAAACCUCUGGAAGCAAGGCAGAGGGAAAUCAGAAUGCUUCUAAACCUGAUGGAGAGCCUAAAUUGGCUCCAGAUGACAUUGCUUCAAAAGAAGAGACUAACAAGGUUGAAGCUGCUGAGAACACAGAGGAGUCUUCUCAUAUCAACCAGUCUACGGAGGACACGUCGUUCACAGGAGAGAAAGACAACAGUUCACAGAGGGAGACACCUGAAGGGACAGAAAGGGGGGAAGGGGAGGACGUGAAAAAGCCAAGAGAAGCAGAUUGUGGUAAAGAGAACGGCUCAAGGUCAACGGAGGACGAAUCGGAAAAGCAGCCGGGCCCGAGUGUGAAGAUGGAUCAGGUCCAGGUCACGGUUAUCCCCGAUAGGCCAAGAGACAGCCAGACUAGUGAUUCUGAUUCAGAUGGACCAAUCCUGUACAGGGGUGACGAUGACGAUGAAGACGACGAAGAUGAAUACACAAACAACUCUUUGGCCAGCAAGAUCCGCCGCCGAGACACCCUGAACAUUAAGCUGGGCAAUCGACCCAGUAAAGAGGAGUUGGAGGAGAAAAACAUUCUGCCAAGGAGCUCGGAGACAGAGAGACACGAGCUCCGUCAGCAGAUAGGCUCCAAAUUAGUCAGACGCCUGAGCCAAAGACCUACCACAGAGGAGCUGGAGCAGAGAAACAUCCUCAAACAAAAAAAUGAAGAUGAGGAGAAAGAGGCCAAGCAAGAGAUUAAAAGGAGACUCACCAGAAAGCUGAGUGUGAGGCCUACAGUGGCAGAGCUGAUUGCUCGCAGGAUUCUGCGGUUUAACGAGUAUGUGGAGGUGACGGACGCUAAGGAUUACGAUCGUAAGGCAGACAAACCAUGGACACGUCUCACUCCUGCUGACAAGGCUGCUAUACGUAAGGAGUUGAAUGAGUUUAAGAGCCGGGAGAUGGAGGUUCAUGAAGACAGCAAACAGUUUACAAGGUUCCAUCGACCCUAGGUGCUCCUACGGCUCUCGCACUUCUCCUUUGUCUACAUCUUCACCUUAUUUCUCUUCAAACCUGUUAACCUCUUUGAACCGGACACCUUGGCCUGUCCUCGCAGGGAGGGCCCAGUUUUCAUUUACAGAAUAGACCGAGAUGGAUGAGUCAGGGUGAUCUCUGUCAAAGGAUAGUGGGAUGUUUAUAAAAACAGUGCCACAAUCGCUCAACUUGACUUCUCCUGAAUACAAAAAAAUCCAAGAUGUCAUCUAUGAAGAGGAUCUGUUGCUCAUGUCGAUACAUAUUUAUGUCUUUAAUGACAGCUGAAGAAGUGUCUUAAGGCCAAGGCCAUGUUAAGGCACUUAGGAAAUAUUUGCACAUAUCUAUGAUGAGAACAGUGCUGUGUAUAGCUCACUCAGUAGGACCUCUUAUUUAUUGUAGAUUAUAAAACCUUUGGUAUUUUUAUUGUUUUUGUUUUAUCUUUUUUCUCUUGUUCAUUUCAGGCCUUGUAAUGAGAGGUCAGAGUUUGGAAAGAUGAGCAACGUUGCCUUUGUCACUGUGGCUCAGAUACAGAAUGGUGUGCUUGUAAAUGCCCAUAUAUGGGCGUCCUCCUGGAAAAGGAAAUGGGGAUGGUUGGGGGUUUCAGGAUGAUGUCAGUGCCUGUGGAACAGAUUGCUCAGAAGGGUGUGCAGUUUGUUCUGCUGUGAUGUGCCUCACAGUGAAAUUCCUUUUUUUUUUUUUUUUUUACAUGCUCCAAACUUUGCCACUAGGGGGCAUAAUAUCACAGUGGUUUUAGAUGGGGAUCUAAAGAGUGUGAGGAAGACAGGGAUUGUUCAGUUGCUGCAUAUAAAACUGCUGAAGCUUUUGAAGAAGUGAAAACCAGAAGCUUGAAUAGUAAAGUGUAAAUUAUAUUAGCCUUCUCGAAACCUGCCUCCUCAGCACGUCGUCAGUGUUCAUUUUACAUGAUGUGUCUUAUGCCGAGCUGCUGGGUGCAAACUAAUGAUCACAACACGAGUGGCUUGCUGUUUGGAGGAGCUACAGCUUCUUUCAAUUGCAGUUUUACAUUUAAAUCCUCUCGCUGGGGCGUCUCAUUUAGAGGAAUCUUUGCCAAAUAAGAAGUAGGAGUUUAAAUCUAAGUUGUCUUUCAAUUGAAAAAUGUAAGAUUUUUUUCUAUAAAGUAGGUUUUGAAUCUGGCCAAUAAUGGAGCCACUAAAAGCUAUGUUUACCAGAGUUUCUAGUCUUUCAAGUCAGGGCAAAAUGUUUUAUUUUACCAUCUUUCAGGUUUGGCUGAUUACAUUUUUCAUUAAUAUCAACAGUGAAACAUUAAGCAUUGUUUAUUUGUUUUCUUAUUUUACAUGUUCCUUCGUUUUUGAUUUGCCUACAGCAUCUUGUUUUCAGCAUUAUAGUCAUGAAUGUUUUGGCUCUAGUGUUUCAGGAUUAGAACCCAUGCAUAAAUUCACUCUAUUCUGGGGGGAAAAAUGACCAUUUCACAGCUUUUUGACAUUUGGAAUACUUGAAAACAAGGUUUUAAACUGGAUCUGGGGCGCUUCAACUCUGCACGAUUCAGGUGGGUUUAGAUGCCAGACAAAGCUGUGAUAAAUAGCUAUUAUUAUUAUUAUUAUUAUAUAUUUGUUGUUAAAGUUCAUAAUAUGGGCUUUAAAGAAUCCAACCUAAAAUUUAAGAAAGAAAUCAGAGAUUUUAAAAGAAAAUAACCAAUUUGUUAAAAAAUCCUCGCCAUGUCGCAGAAUCGGAAUCCGUAAUGCCUAAGUGGUUUUUACGUGGUAUCCAAAAUGUUAUAAAAACGGCUCAACAUGGAAGGUCAUCAAACACACAAAAAAUCUGUUUACCAAAGCUCCUUUCUUUCUUUACCAAUCAGGGAGCUAUUUGUGCAAUUUGUUGGGAAUGGUUGGUUAAUUUGAUCAAAAAUGUACUCCUUUGUGGAAAAAAUUAGCAGUGAAAUUAGUCUAAUUGAUAAUCAUUUAUUUGCUAUUAAAUGGCUUGAAUGCUUUUCUAUUUUUGAUAGGCAUGUGUUUGUAACCACAGCCUUUAAAAGAGUCAAAUGUGGAGAUUUUUUUUUUUUCCGUCAUUGUUUUUGU
This is a messenger RNA of Cyprinodon variegatus (sheepshead minnow), 3904 nucleotides long. It is a transcript of the gene phactr2, whose product is annotated as phosphatase and actin regulator 2. Gene Ontology annotation, molecular function: actin binding. Gene Ontology annotation, biological process: actin cytoskeleton organization. Bases 164 to 1828 code for a protein of 554 amino acids. The transcript is spliced from 12 exons. The record is from RefSeq and is a predicted model, not a curated record. Lineage: Eukaryota; Metazoa; Chordata; Actinopteri; Cyprinodontiformes; Cyprinodontidae.